UCUUGAUAAGAUCAUUGAAGGUGUUUCAUCUUAUUUGUGAUCAUAAUGUAUUUAUUAUUUUUUGUUUUACAUAUUAUGUUCAGCAUUACAACAGCAUUAUCUGUUAAGUUUGACAUCAUGACAGAUAAAAUAGAUAUCAUUAGCUCAUCCUAUGAACCAAACAUACUAGAUUACAUGGUUGACCUUUCAUUCUAUAGAAUGGACGUCUUACCAGCAAGAUUUUUAACCUUUGCGGUUAAAGCAUGUAAGCACGUGGCAUUGUACGCAUCGAGUUCUGACACCAAUGAUUCAUCAAAACCUCUUUAUGAAAUAGCUAUAGGUUCACAUCAGAAUACAAAAACAUAUGUAAGACGCAGGAACGAUGCAUCAUUGCAGACGAGCUCACGAAUUACUGAAGAGAGCAAAACUGAUAACAUUCUAAACUGUGCAGAAUAUAGACUAUUCUGGAUUAGUUGGGAGGCAGGAAGUGUAAAGGUCGGGUCUGGAAAUAGAGUAGGUGAAAAUGUCAUAGUAAGCUUGAUUGAUCCAGAUCCUUUAACUGUUCAAAGUUUCGGAAUCAUGACAGUGACAAAAGUAGUUGGAGAGUGGAAGGUUGAUAUCCCAGUCAAGGUCAACUUCACCGGAUAUUAUACCAGCUGUGAAGCACCUGGUAAACGAGCUGUACUUCUUAGUCUUGGUGAUGUCUCCUCGAGUGUACAGGAAUGUGCUACGAUGUGCUCACAACUCAACAGUUGUGCAGUUUUCAAUUACCAGAACCAAUAUAAAAGAUGUGAACUUCUGUCUUUUGGAAAGGACCCUUUGUCAGAUGUCCCAAAAUCCAAUGCAGUCGGAUGGCAGUACUACGCUAAAUGUUACGAUGGAAAUGAAGCAUGUUUUGGAUGCUUAUACUGAUUUUACCACGUUUUUCGAUUAGAAGACAGAAACUUUUUGUUUUGUUUCCAAGCAUAGGACACUUUGAAAUAUAUGUAUUUCACCA
Messenger RNA from Mytilus trossulus (common blue mussel), 976 nucleotides. Its product is annotated as C3 and PZP-like alpha-2-macroglobulin domain-containing protein 8. The transcript has 4 exons. NCBI's taxonomy places the organism in Eukaryota, Metazoa, Mollusca, Bivalvia, Mytilida, Mytilidae. Bases 46 to 891 code for a protein of 281 amino acids. The record is from RefSeq and is a predicted model, not a curated record.